Messenger RNA from Acanthosepion pharaonis, 1929 nucleotides. The record is from the annotation of a GenBank genome assembly. NCBI's taxonomy places the organism in Eukaryota, Metazoa, Mollusca, Cephalopoda, Sepiida, Sepiidae.
AUGGUGGGAGAAAUCUCUCCCUCUCUCUGUCUUUCUACCCUCUCUCUCUCUCUCUCUUUCUCUCUCUCUCUCUCUCUCUCUACUAAUAUCAUGCACAUUCUUGAUGACGUUGUGCGCAUUCCAGUACUUCCUGUCUCUGUAUUUCUUUCGUUUCAAUCAUUCCACGUCAUUUUCUUUCUUUCGUUUCAAUCAUUUCCCUUUUUUUUCUUUUUUUUCGUUUUAAUCAUUCCCAGUCUUCUAUUUUUUUCGUUUUCAAUCAUUCCAUGUCUUUCUACUUUUUCUUUCAAUCAUUUUUUUCUCUCUUUAUUUCUUUCGUUUCAAUUUUUUCGUUUUAAUCCUUUUCUUUUCUUUCGUUUCAAUCAUUCCAUUUUCUUUUCUUUUUUCGUUUUAAUCAUUCCUUUUCUCUCUAUUUCUUUUCGUUUCAAUCAUUCCACGUCUUUUCUAUUUUUCCAAUCAUUCCUAGUCUUUUUUCUAUUUUUUCGUUUUAAUCAUUCCUUUUUUUUUUUUCCUGUCUCUGUAUUUCUUUCGUUUCAAUCAUUCCACGUCUUUCUACUUUUUUCGUUUCAAUCAUUCCCUUUUCUCUAUUUUUUCGUUUUAAUCAUUCAUUCCUUGUCUCUGUAUUUUUCGUUUCAAUCAUUCCACGUCUUUCUACUUUUUUUCGUUUCAAUCAUUCCCUUUUCUCUAUUUUUUUCUCUCUGUAUUUCUUUCGUCUCAAUCAUUCCACGUCUUUCUACUUUUCGUUUCAAUCAUUCCCUUUUUCUCUAUUUUUCGUUUUUAAUCAUUUUGUCUCUGUAUUUUUUCGUUUUUCUAAUCAUUCCCAUUCUCUGUUUUCUUUUGUCUCUGUAUUUCUUUCGUCUCAAUCAUUCCACGUCUUUCUACUUUUCUUUUUUAAUCAUUCCUUGUCUCUGUAUUUCUUUCGUCUCAAUCAUUCCACGUCUUUCUACUUUUUCGUUUCAAUCAUUCCCUUUUUCUCUAUUUUUUUCGUUUUUAUCAUUCCUUGUCUCUGUAUUUCUUUCGUCUCAAUCAUUCCACGUCUUUCUACUUUUCGUUUCAAUCAUUCCUUUUUCUCUAUUUUUUCGUUUUAAUCAUUCCUUGUCUCUGUAUUUCUUUCGUCUCAAUCAUUCCACGUCUUUCUUCUUUUCGUUUCAAUCAUUCCUUUUCUCUAUUUUUUUCUCUCUGUAUUUCUUUCGUCUCAAUCAUUCCACGUCUUUCUACUUUUUCGUUUCAAUCAUUCCCUUUUUCUCUAUUUUUUUCGUUUUAAUCAUUCCUUGUCUCUGUAUUUCUUUCGUCUCAAUCAUUCCACGUCUUUCUACUUUUUUCGUUUCAAUCAUUCCUUUUUUCUAUUUUUUUCGUUUUAAUCAUUCCUUGUCUCUGUAUUUCUUUUCGUCUCAAUCAUUCCACGUCUUUCUACUUUUCGUUUCAAUCCAUUCCUUUUCUCUAUUUUUCGUUUUAAUCAUUCCUUGUCUCUGUAUUUCUUUCGUCUCAAUCAUUCCACGUCUUUCUACUUUUCGUUUCAAUCAUUCCCUUUUUUUCUAUUUUUUUCGUUUUAAUCAUUCCUUGUCUCUGUAUUUCUUUCGUUUCAUUCCAUUUUCUACUUUUCGUUUUAAUCAUUCCUUUUUCUCUAUUUUUUUCUUUAAUCAUUCCUUGUCUCUGUAUUUCUUUCGUCUCAAUCAUUCCACGUCUUUCUACUUUUUUCGUUUCAAUCAUUCCCUUUUUCUCUAUUUUUUCGUUUUAAUCAUUCCUUGUCUCUGUGUUUCUUUCGUCUCAAUCAUUCCACGUCUUUCUACUUUUUUCGUUUCAAUCAUUCCCUUUUCUCUAUUUUUUCGUUUUAAUCAUUCCUUGUCUCUGUAUUUCUUUCGUCUCAAUCAUUCCACGUCUUUCUACUUUUUCGUUUCAAUCAUUCCCUUUUUCUCUAUUUUUUCGUUUUAA